This is a messenger RNA of Saccharomyces kudriavzevii IFO 1802, 750 nucleotides long. RefSeq names its product Zps1p (gene ZPS1). Gene Ontology annotation, molecular function: metallopeptidase activity; integrin binding; zinc ion binding. Lineage: Eukaryota; Fungi; Ascomycota; Saccharomycetes; Saccharomycetales; Saccharomycetaceae. The coding region runs from base 1 to 750 and encodes 249 amino acids. Gene Ontology annotation, cellular component: extracellular region; cell surface; fungal-type cell wall. The record is from RefSeq and is a predicted model, not a curated record. The transcript has a single exon.
AUGACAUUCACUUCUAGAAAAUUCAUGGUUUUUGCAACUGUUGCUUCUCUAGCACUUAGUGCUCCAGUAACUUAUGACACCAAUUCGACUGUUGAGUUAGAAUCUUCUCUUUCCCAAGAGGUUUUAGGUUGGAGUCAUGCCACCUUUCCCGCCAUUUAUCAAACGUGUAAUGAAACUAAUGCUAGGAUGUUGAAUGCAGCUUUAAAGGAUACUGCUGAAAUUACAGCUUAUGGUAAAAGCAGACUGUUGAAUUACGGUGUCGAUGACGUUUAUUACAAAAGAUGGUUUGGUAACGGUAGUGUCUUCACUGUAAUGGGUGUUUUUGAUCAAUUGAUGGAAGCAUCUAAAGGUGGCAUGCUUAUGAGAUGUGAUGAUGUUGAUGGUUUGUGUGCAGCUAAUCCAAACUAUUACGCUGGCCAUCACCGUGAAUCUGCUCCAGCCGAGACUGUUAUUUGUGAUUACUUCUACAAUUCUAGAAAGCCACUAUCAAAUAUUUGUUUCGAGGGUACUAUUGUUGAUGUUGGUCCAAAACAUUACGCUGGUAUUGAUAUGCUACAUCGCUACUUGCACGUUCCUACUAUGAGUAUGGAUGGAUUCAUCGGUGAAUAUGCAGAAACACUUGAAGAAGUUGUUGACUACGCUCAAAACAAUGCCACCUUUGCUGUUAAAAAUACUGACAAUUACUUGUACUACCUAGCAGAUGUUUAUAGUGCCUCUGUUAUUCCAGGUGGUUGCCUAGGUGACUUGUAA